AUGUUCGGUCUGAAACAGUUGUCGCUUUUGAGCUUGAUGCUUCUUUCGGUGUCGGCAGCGAAAGACUCCAAACGAACUACUGUGGGCAUUGAGACAGCUGACAAGAGCCGGGGUAUCGACGUACCAUUGGAUGAUUGCCAUCCCAUCGAGGAAGAGGACGUACUCACUGUAUCUCUGAAAAAGCCAUGCCGUCUCUUCACUGGCCCUGAAUGCACUGGCCACAACACAUUCCUCAGCCCUGGUGCUCACUCAUCCAAAGACCCAAUUCCCGUUAUCGAGUCGAUAUUUUGCCAGUCAGCAUUUUGA
This is a messenger RNA of Penicillium paradoxum, 306 nucleotides long. RefSeq lists its product as uncharacterized. Bases 1 to 306 code for a protein of 101 amino acids. The transcript has 4 exons. NCBI's taxonomy places the organism in Eukaryota, Fungi, Ascomycota, Eurotiomycetes, Eurotiales, Aspergillaceae. The record is from RefSeq and is a predicted model, not a curated record.